UUUUCUGUGUUUCCAAAUCUCCAGUUAAAAGAGAGUUAGUUCCAGUUCCACAAAAAAGAGUUUCACUUCACUUAAUAGAGCCAGCAAAAACCAAAUCCUAGUGGGUAGAUUACCCACCUACACAGAUUAAUUAUGCAUAAACACCAUUUCCUUGACUACCCUUUUCCAUUUCUGGAAUAAUUAACACUACAUUAUUGAUCAUCGUCUUUUUUGUUCCAUGACUUGUUGAAUGGCUAGAUUUUUAUCUGGUGUAAGGUGUAUGUAUCUCUUUUUUUAUAAUUGGAUUGUCUUUUUUGGAUGGUUUCAAGUGUUUUAUUUUGGUGUGAAAACUCUGAAUGAAUUCGGGCAUGAACAUGUCUAUGAUGCUGUGGAAAAGCCUCUGCUUUUUGCUCAAACUGCUGCAUUUUUGGAGGUACUUCAUAGUCUAGUAGGUUUGGUAAGAUCUCCAGUAUCGGCUACUCUUCCACAGAUAACUUCAAGAUUAUACGUAACCUGGGGAAUUUUGUGGAGUUUUCCCGAGGUCCGGAGUCAUAUACUUGUUAGUUCUCUAGUGAUUAGCUGGUCUAUAACGGAGAUUAUUCGGUAUUCAUUUUUUGGCACAAGGGAGGCAUUUGGUUCUGCACCUUCCUGGCUCUUGUGGCUAAGGUAUAGUACUUUCUUAUUGAUGUAUCCUGCUGGCAUCAUAAGUGAAGUAGUUCUAAUAUAUAAUGCGCUGUCUUACAUGAAGGAAUCUGGAAAGUAUGCUGUUAGGAUGCCAAACAAAUGGAAUUUCUCUUUUGAUUACUACUAUGCAUCACUUGUUGGCCUUGCCAUCUAUGUACCAGGCUGUCCUUACCUGUAUAGUUACAUGCUUGGGCAGAGAAAGAAAGCAGUGUCUAAAACUAAGGCGGCAUAGGUGGAGUCUGGAAGAUUAUUUGUAUAAUUUUUAAACACAGAUACACGAUUUGAACCAUAGUUAUUGGGUUCUGCCGAAGUUGUUACUAGCAUUGUGGCUCCGUCCCUGAGGACGCGGUUCAUAGGGAGCUGCAUCUUUUUUUCCCUGAUUCAUUGGAAAAUUUUCACCUAUUACUGAUUGAAUAAGACUUCUCAUACAUGUUAGUUAGAUUUCAUCUUUUUCUUCUUGACAGUACAGGGCAUUGUGUAUGCUUCCUAAUGUAUUUGGCACAUCGCGUAUGCUGCCGUGAACUCUGUAGUGUUGAUUAAUUGCUGUAACUUUCAUUUAUGAAAAGUUGUUAAUGCAAAUUGUGUUGAGAUA
Messenger RNA from Capsicum annuum, 1255 nucleotides. Its product is annotated as very-long-chain (3R)-3-hydroxyacyl-CoA dehydratase PASTICCINO 2A. Gene Ontology annotation, molecular function: 3-hydroxyacyl-CoA dehydratase activity. The transcript has 9 exons. NCBI's taxonomy places the organism in Eukaryota, Viridiplantae, Streptophyta, Magnoliopsida, Solanales, Solanaceae. Gene Ontology annotation, biological process: fatty acid elongation; sphingolipid biosynthetic process; very long-chain fatty acid biosynthetic process. Bases 230 to 895 code for a protein of 221 amino acids. The record is from RefSeq and is a predicted model, not a curated record. Gene Ontology annotation, cellular component: endoplasmic reticulum membrane.